AUGGUUUGGAUUAGAUCAAUUGGGCUAAAGAAAUUGAUUCACGAAGUGAAAGUGUUGAGAGAAGUGACGGGUAAUCGAACAAACAAAGUGCAAAACACCAUGGGAGCGCGUGUUAGGCCAUCUUUGUCAAAUAACAAACAUUGCGCACGAUUGGCCCCCCAAACUAAAUCGCGGGAGACCCAGACCUGUUGUCCUGAUUGGGCCAAAUGGCACAGUUUCUGCCGAGGUCAACAGGACCGCGAGGCGUCCAAUAGUGUGAAACACCUUUGGAGGGCAAUUGAGCGCGAUUUAGCAAUGCAAUCCCCUGAAGUCCGCGCGGCUAUAGCCGCAAGCCAAAGGGAGGACUAUCAUCGUGUCGACAAUAUGAUUAGCAAAUUUGAAGGGGUUGAACAUAUUAUCGAAGAUUUCCCCGAGUUAGCAGAAGAUGGAUCUAAUUGGCAAAUGUGGAUAUUCAACAUCGACCGUGCCACUGAGGAAAUCACCGGGGAAGAAGAUUACCUGCUCUCGCCUCGGCCCACCAUACGUACUGCAGUGGCGCUCUUUAUUGAUAGAUGUGCUCUUGAUGUCAUUCGUCGCACCCUUCCAGAGGCACUUGUUGAUGAAGUCUGGGGGUGUCGCCGAGCUCACGGCGCAAGAGCAUGCCUACGUCGCGUAUUGGAUCCAUAUCGCACUGGCAAGUUGGAUAGGCCACCUUUAUAA
This is a messenger RNA of Melampsora larici-populina 98AG31, 699 nucleotides long. RefSeq lists its product as uncharacterized. The record is from RefSeq and is a predicted model, not a curated record. The transcript has 5 exons. The coding region runs from base 1 to 699 and encodes 232 amino acids. NCBI's taxonomy places the organism in Eukaryota, Fungi, Basidiomycota, Pucciniomycetes, Pucciniales, Melampsoraceae.